Molecule: messenger RNA, 918 nt
Organism: Electrophorus electricus (electric eel)
Lineage: Eukaryota; Metazoa; Chordata; Actinopteri; Gymnotiformes; Gymnotidae
Source: RefSeq, a predicted model, not a curated record
AUGAUGUCUUACAUUAAGCAGCCUCAUUUCGCCGUGAACGGGUUAACGCUCUCUGGCUCGAGUAUGGACCUCCUCCACUCAGCCGUCGGAUAUCAAAGUAAGUGGUCUAAUGUCUACACCUCAUUUCCAGACACUCCCAGAAAACAGCGCCGUGAGAGAACAACUUUCACUCGCGCACAGCUUGACAUCCUGGAAGCGCUGUUUGCUAAAACGCGAUAUCCUGAUAUUUUCAUGCGCGAGGAGGUCGCGCUAAAAAUCAGUCUCCCAGAGUCAAGAGUUCAGGUGUGGUUUAAAAACCGUCGCGCUAAGUGCCGUCAACAGCAGCAACAGAGUAGCGGGCAAUUAAAGCCCCGCCUGUCGAAAAAGAAAGGCUCUCCCGCCAGAGAGAUCGCUUCCGAACCCAGCUCCAACACCAACAUGCCUUAUAGUCCAGCUCCACCUGUUCGAGGGACGGCAGUUACUCCAAUUUCCAGCAGUGCCAGCGCUACCGUCUCUAUUUGGAGUCCAGCCUCUAUCUCAUCUCUGCCGGACCCCCUGUCUGUCUCGACCACCUCAUGCAUGCAACGAACCACUGCCUACCCAAUGACAUACACGCAGGCGCCAGCCUACACCCAGGGCUAUGCGAGCUGCUCCUCAUACUUAACUGGACUAGACUGCAGCUCAUACCUUUCUCCCAUGCAUCCGCAGCUGUCCGCCAAUGGGGGUGCUCUCAGCCCAAUCGCUGCUUCACCCCUGGGAGGAUCUUUUAGCCAAUCGCCGGCAUCUUUGUCCUCCCAGGGCUAUACCGCGGCGUCACUUGGCUUUGGGGCCGUCGACUAUUUGGAUUACAAGGACCAAACAUCCUGGAAACUCAGCUUUAACGCCUCAGAUUGCCUGGACUACAAAGAUCAGAAUUCAUGGAAAUUCCAAGUCUUGUAG